GCGGUGUUUUACAUAGUUACUGUUAGUUAAGUGAAUGUAAACCUUGAAGGAUAUUGAGCUUGAACUUUAUUUAUAUUUCAAUGCAUCUGUGUUUUAGUUUUCAUGUAAACUUCUUGAGCUGAACAACUUUUAAAGGUAGCUAAAUGCCAGUAUUUUGUGGACUUGUUUAAAAGAAAAAUACUUAAACUAUUUAAACAAAUAGGUUUUACUUGAAACACAGAAUAAUAAAAUGGGCGUAGGUAAUUCUUCUACUUUAGCUGAACGUUCCUCGACGGUUGGACACUUUUGUUGCACAUCUUGUGAGGAACAUAAUCUUCAGAAUUUGGCGGUCAUUUAUUGUGAGGAAUGCUCAAGGUUUUUUUGUAAAAAAUGUAUCAAACCUCAUAAAAAAUUGUUUAUGAAACAUCGAACAUGUGGAAGGGGAGAUAUUAAGAAAUGGCCAGUUUCAAAGGAGGAUGCUUCUCUUUUACAUAAGGGAGGAGAUUUUCUUUCAAAUACAGAGGAUGAUUUUCUUUCGAAGGAGGAGGGAGAUUUUCUUUCAAAUACAGAGGAUGAUUUUCUUUCGAAGGAGGAGGGAGAUUUUCUUUCAAAUAAAGAGGAUGAUUUUCUUUCGAAGGAGGAGGGGAAUUUUCUUUCAAAGGAGUUGGAGGAUUUUCUUUGGAAGUGUGACGAGCAUGUGGAUAAAAAACUGUCACAGUUUUGCCAUGACCACAGUCAGCUGUGCUGCUCUGAUUGUGUUGUAAAAAUUCACAGCCAGUGCAGAAAAGUGACCCAGAUUUCGGAGCUGACCAACUCGCAGCCCACUGGCCUGGAGGGGCUGUCAGUGGAGCUGGAAACUGUCCUGGUGGAAAUUAAAACCCUGCAGAUCAGUCAGGUGGCCAGCAUUCAGUCAUUGCAGAGAACAUACAAGGAACAUAGUGCAGUUAUGAUAGAACAAAUGUGUGGCAAUUUAUAUACUUAUAUAGAUGAAUGUGAUAAUAAUUCUGUGGGUAAAUCAGGCGGAAAUGAGCAAUAUUUAAAAGAAGAGAUGUGUAGAAAUGUUGUUUCUAUCAUGAAUGAAUUCGAUAAUAUUACUGCAAAGGAACUUAACGAGAUGAAAGAUGAAGUUAUAAGCAUUAAACGGUCAGUAACAAGUUCUAUUCAUAAAUGCACCAGUCUUCACAAUGACUUGUCACAAUUCCAUGAAAUUGUUCAGAAAAUUGGAGAUAAUAAGGAGCUCUGCCUUAUAGCCAGCAUAAAAUGUAAGCAUAUAAUACAGCAGGCACUGACUCUGCUGGGAAAGUCAGGCAAGGUGUUUAAUGUCCAGAGUAAUGCUAAGCACAAUGUGAGAAUACCAAGUGAUUCAUAUGAAUGUAGUAUCACAGGCAUAUGUGUUCUGACUGAUGAGCAGGUGCUGGUUGCAGACAGGGGGAAUAAGAGAUUCAAGCUGCUGAACCAGCAGUACCAGGUGGUGAGUCACUGGGAUGUGGCACGUGUAUAUGUAAGGGACAUGUGUCAGAUCACACCCAGUGAGGUUGCAGUGGCUCUGGAUAAGACUCCUAGCAACACACAUAAUGUCCAGUUUAUUACAGUCACCCAGAGCCAGCUCACUCUUGGUAGGAAGCUUGAGUUACAACAUGGAUGUACAGGUAUUGCCUGCCAUCAGGGAGAACUGUUUAUCUGCUCUGGUAGUGCUCUGUACAAGUACGCACUGAGUGGCAAACAGCUAUGCAGACUCUAUGAAGAUAGGUCACUUGGUUAUGCAGUAAACAAGUGUGCUGUGAGUCCCACAGGAAACAGGCUGUACAUCACCAGCUGGGACAAGCUUCACACCCUGGCCAGGGAUGGCACACUCCUGGCUACAUUCUCAGACCCAGCACUAGAGUGCCCAUGGGGUCUACAUGUGACCCCUGCAGGCCAGGUGCUGGUCUGUGGAGACUGGUCCAGAACUGUACUACAGGUGGGCUGGAAGGGGCAGAGUAAGCUGGCUACGCUGGCUACUGAGGAGGAUGGAGUGUGGAGGCCAAUGGCAGUCUGCUACAGCAGCAAAACAUCAUCCAUCAUUGUGGGACAGUGGAGGGACAACAUUCUGGUGUUCAGAGUGGAAUAGUGUGUACAUUCGCUGCUGAGUCAGGACAAGGAUGCUGAGGAUGUGGUGGACAAGGAUGACCUGACUACGCAGAAGGACAGCACCACCAUUGAUAUCGAUUUUGCCCAGCAACAGCACCACACCACCAUUGAUAUCGAUUUUGCCCAGCAACAGCACCAGUCCGGCCUGCAGGAGCCCCAGUCCAGGAUGACCCAUCCACUUCCCUGACCCAUAGCUCAUCAUACUUGAUAUCCGGAAAAAGGGGGCCUAAUGCAUGUGCCUAAAUUGUUGUCACAGAUAAGCCUGUGCAGUUUGCACAGGCUAAUAAUGGACAACACUUUCCUCUUAAAGCAGAGCACCAGCAUUGAUAUCUAGUUGGCCCAGAAACCGCACCAGUCAUGCCUGCAGGAGCCCCAGUCCAGAACAACCCUUCCCCUCCCUUGACUUCCAACUCCUCCCCCUUGACCUCCUGCCUCAAAAAGUCAGCAUCGUUAAACAACUCCGUUCUGUAGGAAAUUCUGAGCAUGAUUCUGUUCUGAACAAACGCAAUGCCCACAUCACGUUUUCCAAACAUAAGCCUGGGUAGUUUUAUUAAGCUUGAGUUCAGCGUGGGCCUGAAAGGGACAAGUGUUACAGACAUUAAAAGUUAUAGCAGUAGUUAUGGUAACGCUAACAGUCAGUUGUUGCUGUUGGACAUCACAACAAAUAUCCUGAAGAAUAAAAAGUUCAAUAACUUGUUCCAGUCUUUAUGGGACAAACAUAAAUUGAACAGGAGAAAAUCAAGGAACAAUAAAAGCGUAAGCUUUCCUAGUGGGAUACUUCUGCUGUUGAUAGUUUGGACAACAGUAGGGUUACGGACUGCCCCAGAUUGUCAGACAGGCAGAAUGGCAGUAAUGACUAUGCUGUGAACACCCAGAGCAAGAUAUAUCCAUGCUGACACAGAAAGGCAGUAAUGACUAUGCUGUGAACACCCAGAGCAAGAUAUAUCCAUGCUGACACAGAAAGGCAGUAAUGACUAUGCUGUGAACACCCAGAGCAAGAUAUAUCCAUGCUAACACAGAAAGGCAGUAAUGACUAUGCUGUGAACACCCAGAGCACAAUACAUUUAUGCUGAUACAGAAAAGCAGUAAUGACUUGGUUGUGAACACCCAGAGCAAGAUAUAUCCAUGCUGACACAGAAAGGCAGUAAAGACUUGGCUGUGAACACAGAACACGAUACACCCAUGCUGACACAGAAAGGCAGUAAUGACUUGGCUGUGAACACAGAGCUUAAUACAUCCAUGCUGACACAGAAAGGCAGUAAUGACUUGGCUGUAAACACAGAGCACAAUACAUCCAUGCUGACACAGAAAGGCAGUUAUGACUUUGUUGUGAACACAGAGCACUAUACAUCCUUGUUGACACAGAAAGGCAGUAAUGACUUUGCUGUGAACUCAGAGCACGAUACACCCAUGCUGACACAGAAAGGCAGUUAUGACUUGGUUGUGAACACAGAGCACAAUACAUCCAUGCUGACACAGAAAGGCAGUUAUUACUUGGUUGUGAACACAGAGCACAAUACAUCCUUGUUGACACAGAGAGGCAGUAAUGACCUUGCUGUAAACUUAGAGCAGGAUACAUCCAUGCUGACACAGAAAGGCAGUAAUGACUUGGAUGUAAAUACCCAGAGCAAAAUACAUCCAUGCUGACACAGACAGGCAGUAAAGACUUGGUUGUGAACACCCAGAGCACAAUACAUCCAUGCUGACACAGAAAGGCAGUAAAGACUUUGUUGUAAACACUAAGAGAUCCAUACAUCCAUGGGGUGUGCCACAGCCACAAAUUACGCCCACUAUUGUGAACAAGGUGCUUAAAGUGAACACGUCUGGUUUUGUUAUGAGCACUUAGCACUCCAAGACCAAAAGGCCUCGCAUUGAAUUGAUGCAAGAGAAGGCUUUGUAAAAUAACAGCAGUUUUGUUGUGUGGUCCAGUACGCCAUUCGACUCUCAACCUUAAGAAAGCAGAACUCAAACUCGGCUCUUAGCUAUAUCAGCAAGGCCAGCAUGUCAUCUCAGCUUCUUAAGCUUCAGUGAACUUUACUCGCAAACAUGACAAACGUCAUUGAAGUGAAAGUCGAUGACAACCCCCUUCUUGCACAAAUUCUACAACUCGCUUAAGAAAUUCAGCACGAAGACAUCUUGCGUCAGACUACCAAGCCUCCUAUCAAUAUCUCCUCCCAUAUUGGGUACAUCAAUACUUCCAACAGCAGAGCCUUGGUGAGUUCGACUUCCGUCUCAGCAUCGAUGUCGCUUAGCAACAAUUGGAUGAUGGGCGUCGACAAAUUAGGCCGGACAAGUCGCUCGAACUGAAACGAUCUGAUACAACAGAGGCCUUAUACUCACAAGUUCAAGCCCAGUGAGCGAUGUUCACCAAAUCCUACUCUACAUCUCAAUAGAAACCCGGAUAGCAAGGCGUUGAGUUUGUUCUUGAAGCAUUUGCACCAGAAGAAGUCAGCAUCUUGAUAUUCUGGAAUCUCCAUGGUGAAGGACCCUCAGUCUGUGAACAAAAUGCAGAGCGAACCUCAGAUGCCUUUUGACGAAAUCAAACCAUCUAAUCAGAAACACAGACUGCAUGUCACAGCAGUUGUUACCAUAUUGACCCUAGUCAAACGUAAGAAGCUCAGAGAUAAAUACUGAUUUAGUUCUGCUAGUCUCUACAUACCUCCUGGUUUGGUCAGCACUUACUCUGACUCUUUGAAUAUUAUGACAGAUGGAAAUGAAUGACCUUGUUCAGAUCGAAAUGGCAGAAUGACACAUCACAAGAAUUCAAGCGGAAAGCCAGAAAUCAUAUCAACAGCCACAUUUUGUAUGUCACCCGUCAAGUUGUAUUCAAAGACGAACAAUAGUUUCUGCUCUAUUGUGUAUGUGACCAGUCAAGUUGUAUUCAAAGAAAAACAAUAGUUUACGUUUUAUUUUUUAUGUGACCAACCAAGUUUUUUGUAUAGGUCCCUGGUUUAACAAAGCAUUUAAAGUAUUUUUAAAUUGAUGAAACUUUCACAACAGAUGUUGAUCCUGAUUAUGGUAAAUAAAUGGGAAAUACAAUGUUAUCAAAGAUUUGUUAAGAUUGCCAAAGCUGUUUAAAUGAUGCUGGUAACUUGAACAAAAUUGGAAAAAAUAUUGGAGUGUUUUCAUGUUAUAAGACAUGUUUCAGUUGUCUGUUUUUAACCCGUAAAUAUAGAUUAGCUAGUGAAAAAUAUUUGUUCAGAAAGGUGUAAAAUGUUUACGCUUGUUGAUUUCAGUGGAUAGUGUUUGUGAAAUGAUUAGAGUAUGACUCUUGUUGAAAAGCUUUAAAUGAAACUGUGAAUUAAAAAAUAAAUAUUAAAUUUGUUUUAGAGUUUUAUGAAAAAUGGCAAAAGAUUGUUAAGUUGUGUUGUUUAAUCAUAUACUAACAUGGUCAUAAGUGUUAAAAUUGUUUUCGGACAUAAUAGUUUAUUAUGCUUUAUAUUUGUAUAUGUACAUGAAGACGACCAGAUUGUAUCCUCUUUAAUCAGUGAGUAACGUAAUCAAGAUUUCUUGAUCACUGUAUCAAGUGUAUAUUUUGCCAUUUAUACAUAGAGCAGCUGUAAAACAAUUGUAUUUUAAAUGUAAUGUUUUUAUGUAUUGUUGCCGUUUUUAUAAGAUAAACUCACUGUAAACAUUAAUUUGUACAAACCGUUGUUAUAAAAAACAUUUCUUGUGUCUAUGCUAAAAUAUGUAUUAAACUGUUAAAAUAAUGUACAGUUACAACUUCUGAAGAGAAAAAUAUACUUGAGGCAAUAGAAACACAUUGUUAUAUGAAAUGCUUUUUAUUAAGAACACCUACUUAAAAUUUGUUUAAUUUUGUUUUACAUUAUCUGAAGAAAAAAUAGUAACCUGUAAUUUGAAAUCAGUCAAUGAAAAAAAGGGAGUGUUGCCAUAUGCUAACAAUAGUCAAGAAAUGCAAUUGUCUCUAUUAGUAAUACAACACAGCAAUACAAUUUGCUUAAACAAGAGCACCGCAUGGUGCCAUGCUCGGCUACGGGUGCAGUUUUGAAUAAAUGAAAGCUUGUCAAAAUUUAUUUGAGAGGUCACAGUGACUUGACCAUUGACCUAGUGACCCCAAAAUGGGUGUGGUGUGUAGAACUCAUCAAUGUGCAUCUACAUAUGAAGUUUGAAAGUUGUAGUUGGAAGCACUAUGAUUUAGAGCCAAUGUUAAGGUUGUAGCACAACGCGGACGACACGACGAACUGCCCUUCCCAAAAUAAAAUACGCUUUUUACCAAAAUACGCUUAAAAAAGUGUAUUUUUUCUGCGCUUUUUACUAAAAGUGUUUUAAAAGUGUAUCAAUUCUGCACCUUUUUCAUUAGUAAGUGCACUAAAGUGCAUUUUUUCUGUAUCUUCAUUCUCUUCAAGCGUAUUUUUCUGUACUUUUUUAUCUAAGAAGUGUAUCAUUUUCAAAACAAGUGUAUCUUUCGUAGACAAAGCGUAUCUUUUUAUGCAAGAAGUGCAUUUUUGUGCUUUCUGUACAAGUGUAUCUUCUUAAGAAUAAGUAUAACUCUAAUAUUCUGUGUAUUUUUAAUCAUUUGACUUAAUCAGAACACUAUAGGAAAUAACUGAAGUUAAAGAACAGCAAUGUCUUUAAUAGCAGGCUUGUACUGAAUUCUUUCUUAUCUUCACAUUAUAUUAAUGGUCUUAUUGUUGAAAUUUGUCUGCUCAUAAAAUUAAACAACCCACAUAAGUGUUUUUUUUUAAAGUUUAUUCAAAACAUGUAAUACGCAGUAUAUCACUAUUUUGUAUCUGUCUGUCU
Dreissena polymorpha is the source of this 6870-nucleotide messenger RNA. RefSeq lists its product as uncharacterized. NCBI's taxonomy places the organism in Eukaryota, Metazoa, Mollusca, Bivalvia, Myida, Dreissenidae. The transcript has 10 exons. The record is from RefSeq and is a predicted model, not a curated record. Bases 230 to 2089 code for a protein of 619 amino acids. Gene Ontology annotation, molecular function: zinc ion binding; protein binding.